Messenger RNA from Onthophagus taurus, 1870 nucleotides. The record is from RefSeq and is a predicted model, not a curated record. NCBI's taxonomy places the organism in Eukaryota, Metazoa, Arthropoda, Insecta, Coleoptera, Scarabaeidae.
CAUUGGAAGGUCAUAAUUUGUUUAUGUGAAAUUUAUUAAAAAAGUAACUUAUUAAAAAGAAACAAUGCGAAGUAGAAGUAACUCGGGUGUUCGUUUAGAUUUAAUACAUCGAAUCGUUCAUAAAACGAUUAUUUCGUAUCAAAAUCCUGUAACAGGAUUGUUUCCGGCAAGCCACGAGAAUCCCCAUGCUUGGAUUAGGGACAAUGUCUAUUCAAUUUUGGGCGUGUGGGGCUUAUCGAUGGCUUAUAAAAAAAUGGCUGAUCAAGAUGAAGAUCGAGCGAAAACUUAUGAAUUGGAACAAAGUUGUGUGAAAUUAAUGAGGGGGCUUUUAAUGGCAAUGAUGCAACAAAAGGAUAAGGUAGAAAAGUUUAAAAUUACCCAAAAUCCUUUAGAUUCGCUCCACGCAAAAUAUUCCUCAUAUAAUGGUCAAACGGUUGUUGGAGAUACCGAAUGGGGCCACCUACAAAUUGAUGCCGUAGCUUUGUAUUUAUUAAUAUUAGCUCAAAUGACCGCAUCUGGUUUACAAAUAGUUUUUAAUUUAGAUGAAGUGUGUUUUAUUCAAAAUUUAGUAUUUUAUAUUGAAUGUGCUUAUUGUACACCUGAUUAUGGUAUAUGGGAAAGAGGUGAUAAAAGUAAUCAUGGAUUACCAGAAUUAAAUGCAAGCUCUAUUGGGAUGGCAAAAGCUGCUUUAGAAGCUUUAAACGAAUUAGAUUUAUUUGGUGCUAGAGGUGGACCUUACAGUGUUAUUCAUAUCUUAGCAGAUGAAGCUCAAAAAUGUCAAGCAGUUUUACAAUCCAUGCUUCCAAGAGAAUCAAGUUCAAAAGAAGUAGAUAGUGGGAUUCUUUCUGUUAUUACUUUUCCUGCUUUUGCCGUUGAAGACCCUGAAUUAAUACAAUUUACUAGAGACACAAUUGUGAGAAAAUUACAGGGGAGAUAUGGAUGUAAAAGGUUUCUUAGAGAUGGUUAUAAAACAGCUAGAGAAGAUUCUAAUCGUUUAUAUUAUGAACCAUGGGAAUUAAGAAUGUUUGAACACAUUGAGUGUGAAUGGCCUUUAUUUUUUUGCUACUUAGUUAUUGAUUAUAUAUUUCAAGGGAAUAAAGAAGCAGCUGUUGAAUAUACAGAAAGACUUGAAGAGAUUAUGAUUCGUACUGAUGAUGGCAUGAAACUUAUUCCUGAGCUUUACGCCGUCCCAUCUGAAUUUGUUGAUGCUGAAUAUAGAGAACCUGGAACUCAGGAUCGAAUUCCAUUAGGUCAUUGUCCAUUUUUAUGGGGGCAAUCGCUAUAUAUCCUUGGAAAACUGUUAGAAGAAGGAUUUUUAGCAACUGGGGAAUUAGAUCCUCUCAAUAGAAGAUUAUGUUUUGAAAAAAAACCUGAUGUGGUAGUCCAAAUAGUGAUUUUAGCUGAAGAUAACGCGAUUAGAGAUAAAUUAGCUGAGCAUGAUAUUGUAGUUCAAACAAUAGCGGAUGUUUCGCCAGUUGAGGUUCAACCAGCGCGGGUUUUAUCGCAUCUUUACACUUAUUUAGGUCGUAAUAAAAAGUUGGGAUUAUCUGGGAGAAAAUCUAGAGAUGUUGGAAUCUUAAGUACUAGUAAAUUGUAUACAAUGGGCGAUAGAAUUUUUGCUUUUACACCACAGUUUACUGAUAUGUCCAGAAAUUAUAUAGCAACCGAUUACGAAUUAAUGAUUGAUAUUUGCAAGAGUGAAAUUAAUUUUUUAAAAUCUAGCUGGCAAAACAUGUUGGGUCGACCAAUCGUAAUUCUCACCAUUAAAAGCGUUCAAUUAGAAUUUUGAUGCAGAUCGCUAUUACACAAGUUUUGAUACUUCUCUUCUUUGUGAUAUGCUCAAUUCUAAAUUAACAUUCUUGGCGAUGAA